GCCAUAUGUAUUAUGAGCUCCCUUGUCACUGAGUUUUUGCCUCAUCGCUAGUUGCUGCCUCUGAGCCUGACAGUCUAAUACGUCCUGAUUCAAUAAUGAAGCUCACCGAAUAUGGGGCCUACGUGUGGCUACCCAUCAUCACAGCGCUGGGGUGGUUCACGACAUUGGCUGGCUUGCUAUCACUUCGACUUUUCUCUGCAGCGGACAUUGGAAAACAUCGACCUGAUGAAGCAAGUGUUUUGUUUAUCUCGGAUGUUGGAGCAGCCCAUAUGAUAUGGUUCACUCCCGGAUGCACUUUAGUUGCCUUACUAUAUAUAGCGACUCUACUCGUCGAACGAUGGCUGAGACAUCGCGAGCGGAUACCACGAGUGAUCAGUAAAAGGCAUAGAUAUUGGGGGUAUUCCACGGCGGGUCAUGGAAUCUUAAGCGGGCUUUCCCUCAUGAUGCUAUCGUUCUUGAGUAAAUUCGAGCAUCCAACUGUUCAUUGGCGCUUUACCUUUAUGUUCGCCAUAUGCUUAAUGAUCAGCGCGUAUAGCCAAGUCAUUGAGGUCUUUUGCCUGAAGAAGGAAUACCCUGAGCAGGCUCAUUUGAGGCGCAACGCUAUGAUCAAGCUUUGGAUUGUGUCCAUCGCUACGGUCCUUGCUGUAGUUUUCGGAGUUUUGUUUCUUUCAUGUGGAGGUCUAGUAAGGUCCAGCCGCGAUAAUUUACUUCUAUCAGGAGCUGCUGUUUGUGAAUGGGCCGUUUCUUUCCUGCUAACAUUUUACUUUCUGACGUUUGUUCUGGACUUUUACCCAGCUGCCAAAACUUCUUCAAGAUUGGAGCCCAACAAAUGCCACUCCCAGGGUAAAACAGAUUCGAGGUCCGCACCAAAAAUGGUUACUCCAGGCGUCUUUGAUUUGAAAAUCGAUUUGGAGAAAUCGGAUCGACCUGAUCCAUUAGCUAUCGAUCCACCCCAUGCACAAGUGGCUGGCAGAUAGG
Messenger RNA from Puccinia graminis f. sp. tritici CRL 75-36-700-3, 978 nucleotides. RefSeq lists its product as uncharacterized. The coding region runs from base 96 to 977 and encodes 293 amino acids. The record is from RefSeq and is a predicted model, not a curated record. Gene Ontology annotation, cellular component: plasma membrane. NCBI's taxonomy places the organism in Eukaryota, Fungi, Basidiomycota, Pucciniomycetes, Pucciniales, Pucciniaceae. The transcript is spliced from 6 exons.